This is a messenger RNA of Funneliformis mosseae, 387 nucleotides long. NCBI's taxonomy places the organism in Eukaryota, Fungi, Glomeromycota, Glomeromycetes, Glomerales, Glomeraceae. The record is from the annotation of a GenBank genome assembly.
AUGUUAAUUUUUCAAGAUAUAUAUGACCCCAAUUUAAUUGAAUUAAAACUCCUUCACAACAUUAUCGAAAUUAAUAGAGGGGAACGACAUGGAAUUAUUACGUCAAAAACUCAAGAUGUAUCUUUAGCUAAAAAAAUUUUACAAAGUGAUUCUGAACACAUCAAAGAAUUGGUAAAAACGUUCGUCCCAUUCACACCCAGGCCAGCCUCAUUACGAUUAACUUACGGAAAAAAGCCCACAAUCAACGAAUUGUUCCCGAUGAAUACGCAACCCAAGAAUGGUAUGAAAACGACGAAAGCUCAGAUCAAUUGGAAUGGAACCAAAUUUGGUGAAAAUAUGGGAGGAAACGAGAUUCGUGAAUUUGACGUCUAUGCAGAAAAUUUUUAA